Molecule: messenger RNA, 1089 nt
Organism: Xylona heveae TC161
Lineage: Eukaryota; Fungi; Ascomycota; Xylonomycetes; Xylonales; Xylonaceae
Exons: 1
Coding region: 1-1089 (362 amino acids)
Source: RefSeq, a predicted model, not a curated record
AUGAUCGCCCAUUCGGGUCUCUUUCGUUACAGAAUCCCGACGCUGUUCCGAACCGCCUUGGUCUUGCUAUCAAUACCAUCGUCUGUUCGAGCAAUAUCUCUGGCAAACUUCCAAGAGAUUUCGGGAGCUACCCUCGUCUGCUCGACCGCUUACGACGCGAAUAUUCCAGGCUGUCAGGCAUCUGAUUUUGCGGAGAAUGCUGCGUGUUCGAAUGCCUGCAUCACUGCGUUGGAGGCAGUGACCACGCUCGUCAACGAGGCAUGCGCCGGCUUGAAGGCAGACCCGGCCUCGCUCAUUUCUAUAAUCUUGGGCGGAAAAGGUGUUCAGGCUCUAUGCCCAAAUGAGGUUACAAGAACUUCGAAAACCAGCUCGGCAAAAACAACAACCGCCUCAACUGUAAUAUUCAAGACCAGCACGCCGCUCAGCAUUGGAAGCAGCACCAUGGUUGCAUCGUCUCUACCUAGCAGCUUCUCAAGCUUGGUCCUUGAUACCUCAUCGACUCUCCUUUAUCAUUCCACGAAGAGCAUGACCAAAGAUUGCUCAAGCAGUACGGUUACAGUGAUAGUGACAGCUACCUCUGCCGAGCCAGAUACCACGGCGACAAGCUAUUCCCCUCAAACUUUCUCUUCGUCAGCUUCCAGGUCAACGCUUCCGUCGCUAGAGUCCAGUCCUACUACCAACGUCAUCGUGAGUACGUCACAAGUCAUCAUUACUUCUUCAUCGAGCCCCCCGGCAAGCGGGAGCAGCAGCAACAGUCCACAAUCAUCCUCUUCAUUGUCGCCUGCUGCGUCGAGUACUGAAAGCUCAGGAGCCUCAACGGUGACAGCUGCAGCCACAAGUCCUACUCCUUUUUCCUCUAGCCAUGGGCCUAGCACCACCUCUCAAACAUAUUCAUCUCCUUCAUCGUCAUCGUUGUCUCCCUCUCCGUCCUCAACGAGCCAUACUACUUCCAAACACCCAUCAGCCACUGGCGGUGCUGGCGACCCCUUCGAUAUUUAUGUCGGUGCUGGCUCAUCUUACACUGUCCCAAAUGGACGUUUAUGGCUUUUAUCUGCAUUAAUAUUGCUUGCAAGUGCCUUCUUCUCAUGA